Messenger RNA from Brettanomyces bruxellensis, 2310 nucleotides. RefSeq lists its product as uncharacterized. Gene Ontology annotation, biological process: phospholipid biosynthetic process. The transcript has a single exon. Lineage: Eukaryota; Fungi; Ascomycota; Pichiomycetes; Pichiales; Pichiaceae. The record is from RefSeq and is a predicted model, not a curated record. Gene Ontology annotation, molecular function: glycerol-3-phosphate O-acyltransferase activity; glycerone-phosphate O-acyltransferase activity. Gene Ontology annotation, cellular component: endoplasmic reticulum membrane. The coding region runs from base 1 to 2310 and encodes 769 amino acids.
AUGAGCUCUGUCAACGAUGACAUAGAAAAAUCAGCAACAGGUGAGCAGCAGGUAAGCACAACCGCUAAAUCUGUAAAUGCAUCCACUCUUUCAACUGAGUUUAUAUAUUGGCUUGUGCGAGUUAUUGUGGAAACAUUUUUUAGAGAAAUAUCUGUCAGAGGGUCCUUUCAUGUUCCCAAAACUGGUCCAACUUUAGUUGUGAUUGCUCCUCAUGCAAACCAGUUUUUGGAUGCUGCAAUAUCGAUGCAUGCCAUUUAUUUGGCAUCUGGGCGGAUUACUCACUUUAUUGAAGCUGCCGUAUCAUUACGGCGUAGAGUUAUUGGAGUUUUAAGUCGAAUGGCAGGCUCAAUUCCGGUGGAAAGAGCUCAGGAUUUGCUCACUCCUCGAGAAGGUUUGAUCAAGUACAAAAAUUAUCCGGACGAUGAGCUUACCAUUAUUGGUCAGGGUACGCAUUUUACAAAGGACUGUGGAGUUAAAUCUUUGAUCGGCCUUCCACACAGUGCUGGUAAUGUGAAAGUUGGUGAGGUGUUAAGUGAUACCGAAUUAAAACUUUCUUCACCCAUGAGAAAGGAAGCAGGUAUUCGUGCUUUACAGCAGUACACACCAUAUAAAUGUGCUCCUCGGAUUGAUAACCACAAGCUGUUUGACACCGUGUUUGAUUGCCUUCACGAAGGAAAUUUGAUUGCAAUUGCUAGUGAAGGUGGUUCGCAUGAUAGAACGGAACUACUUCCGUUAAAGCCAGGUGUCGCAAUUAUGGCAUUGGGUGCUGUUGCCAAGUAUCCAGGGAUGGAGGUGAAGAUUGUUCCUUGUGGAAUGAAUUAUUUUCAUGCUCACAAGUUUAGGUCACGUGCAGUUCUUGAUUUUGGAAUCCCAAUAGUGAUAGACAAUGAGUGGGCGGAAAAGUACAAAGAAGAUUCUAGAAAAACCGUGUCUGACCUCAUGGAUAUUAUCACCUCUGCUAUGAAGGCCGUGACUGUUCAAUCUCCUGAUUAUGAAACUCUUCAGGUGAUCCAGGCAGCAAGAAGAUUGUAUUCGUAUGGAGGGCAUUCGAGUAAUCUUCCUUUGCCUGUUGUGGUUGAGUUGAAUCGGAAUUUGCUUAUUGGAUAUAGUAAGUACAAGGAUGAUCCAAAAAUUCGUCAUUUGACCCAAUCUGUCAUACAAUACAACCAAAAACUAAAGUACUACGGUCUCAGAGAUCAUCAGAUUGCCUCUGCAUCCGAAGAUUACCUACAUAACGGAAUCUUGCUCAUCAAGCGUUUGCUCAUACUCGCUUAUUACGGGAUUUUGUGCCUUCCGGGCACUGUGCUCUUUUCUCCAGUUUUUUAUGCUUGUGCAAAGAUAUCAGCGAAGAAGCAAAGAGAGGCUUUAGCGAGGUCUGCCGUGAAGAUCAAGGCAAAUGAUGUGCUAGGUUCGUGGAAAGUGCUUAUUGCAAUGGUUGUGUCCCCGAUACUUUACGCUCUGUAUUCUAUUUUGGGCACAUACCUUUUGAACAAGUAUGACUUGGGAGUUAAGCUCACAGGUACAUGGUUUGAUUCAUUUGCUGAAUUUGUUACCUGCUGGAUAGUUUUAGUUUGUACAACGUACUCGGCCUUCAGAAUGGGGGAGGUUGGAGUGGAUGUCGCGAAGUCCAUCUGGCCAUUAAUUCUCUCACUUUUCCCAAAGACUACAGAGCUUCGUAAACUAAAAGAAGAGAGGGCAAAGUUGUCAAUGGAGAUAACUGAGGUUAUAAAUGAAUUGGGUCCAAAGGUUUUCCCUCAAUUUAACAAGGAGACACUUAAGGAACUUAGUGAUGAAGUGAUAGAGGAGAACAAAACUAUUAACAAGAGAGAUCGUCAUUAUCAUCAUCACCACCACCACCACCAUCGCAGACGUCAUCUUCUAAAUCGUCUUAAACUUGAAAAGAUAUCUACGUCUGGUAUACAGGCACAAGAAGAGAACGUGCCUCAACAGAAGGAAGUUCCAUCUUCUGGAGAAAGCUUUGCCUCUUCUGAAUCUACUCUUGCCAGGGAAAGAACUUCUAGUGUUUCCAGUUCGGUUUAUUCUGGAUUCAGUGAGUUUGAAAAUGACGAAGAUACCAGAGGCAAGAUGCCUAAUUUGUCGCAUGUUUCAAUUUUCCCUGAUACGCUUCAGAUGAGUGAUAGAUCAUCAGUGUAUUCCGAAUCGAGUGCAGAUAUUGAAAGCAUUGAUUCUCACGGCGGUGAAUAUACCACAGGAGCAGGUGAGAGUGCCGCUGAUCUCACUAAUAGAGUGAGAAAGGCGGUGAUUGAAAGAAAUAAGGAAACUGCCGAUUCUGAUAGAGAAGAAGACUAG